Ectocarpus siliculosus is the source of this 4839-nucleotide messenger RNA. The record is from the annotation of a GenBank genome assembly. NCBI's taxonomy places the organism in Eukaryota, Phaeophyceae, Ectocarpales, Ectocarpaceae.
AUGCUGAAGCAGAGCCGCCCCUCGCGUACGAAGGGACAGAGGCUCCCCACUCUCCGUGCGGUAGGCAGUAGCAAAACCUGCAGCGGGGAAGCUAGCGCCAACAUCUGCAGCGGGCAGCGGCGCGUGUCAAAACGAGGAAGGGCUACUGAUCGAGAACACAUCGCACCGGAGAAAAGCAAUGGACCAAGCAAUGACUCUCACCGAUUCGCAAGGAAUAUCCCAGUUGAGCAGGAGAGGAAAAUCUACGGCUGCAAUGGGUCGCCAAUGCUAGAUUGCGGUCGCGGCGGCAGAGCCGAAGACGGUGAUGAGUUCACCGCGUUGUCAGCCUCACCGCGCUCCGUCAACUCCGCCGACUCGUUCGGAACGCUCGCGUCAACCGGCGAGGAGUCGUUCUCUUUGGAAUUGGACGGCAACGCCAACGGAAGCUUGGCACAGGAAGGCGAGGCCGAUGCUGUUGGUGGUAAUGGUACCGCGGAGGCUGGAAGCGCCAGCAAAGGGCUGGGCAUCGUCGACAGGACGCUAUUCGACAGCUGGAAGGAAUUGCCGUGGCAGGCACGCCUGUGCCCGAAGGCUAUCGAAGGGCAGGAGGUGGUUCGCAGGGCCUCCGCUCUGGAGAUGGAGAACAUUCGGGUGCAGGCUUGGAGACGGACGCAACAGCUUUUAGCUACGAGCGCGGCACGAGAGGAGGAACAGAGGAUCUCGGGGUGGUGGAAAGGAGAAGCCGAGAAACUGUGGAGGAUACAAUCGCAGCGUCGCCAGAGUCACGAGACGCUGGCAGCUCGCCACGAGGGGGAGCUGGCGGCUCGCGAGGACAAAAGAACUGAGCUGCUUAGCAAGGGAUACGGCCGAGAGCUAGCGAAGCUCGAUAGCAUGGACGAGGCCAACCACCUGGAAAGCCUGCGGCAGGCAGAAAUGCUGUUUUCGUUCGCCGUUGGCGACAGCAGUAUAGCAGAGGAAACGCGAAAACCCACAAGUCCGAAAGAGGGAGUGACAACCAGUACCGUCGCGGAAGGGCUUGACACGGUGGCGGCCCCUGGCGCCUACGCCACGCCUCCCGGCACCACCCUACGAACAAGCGUGCGGUCGCCCAGAGUGCCAGACGGAAGGGAAAAAGAAGAAGGAACACUUGCAGGGACGAAAGAACAGCAGCAGCAGCAGCAGGAAGAGAAUGGCGAGGCUCGAGUUGUCCAGGAAACAGCUGAGGCCGAUUGUAUAGAGAAAAUUUCCAGCCACGUGCAGCUGGAGCUAGAGCGAGUCGCCCUCCACGAGUCCGUGAUGAAGGCGACGGUGGACAAGUUUCGCCGCCGCCGGCAGAGCCUCGCCGUUAUCCUGUGGUGCGGUCUGACAGCGAUGUACCGGGAUUGCAGGGCCAGGGCCCGGCGUACCUUCGUGUCGGAGUGUGCCGCAGAUAUCGGCAGGAUAAAGCAGCUCGCUUCUUCUCCUUCUUCCGGUGGUGGCAGCACCGGCGAAGGGCAAAACUUCCCUCUUUCUCCUCCUCCCCCUGUUCCUCCCCCUCCCGCGGCGGGUGGAACAGAAGACGUCUUGAACGAGUUCUGUGGUAGCGGUAGCGGCACAUUAAGUGAUUGCGGAGAAAGCGAUAGCGGCAUCACUAGACCUAGUGGCGUUGACGUUGCCGAUUCGCCACCAGACGUCCAGGACGCGCUCAGAAAAACAACAGCGACGACAGGAGGGCCAGGAGCGGCGGGGCACCGCGAGAGAACACGAGCGACGCGAGAGCUUCGUAGUGAGGCCAGCCGCGUCGCCCGCUGGGACAAGCUCCAGCGAGGAGUCUUACGGAGGAGCACCUACGAGGUCACUAGGCUCCUAACCCCCGACGGACUGCGCCGACACGAUGGCGGCGGGUGGCCCAACGCUUGGCGACAGCGGGGUGACCGCCGUGGCGCGGACGGCGGGGUAGUGGAGUCUACACUGGCCGUGCACAAGCGUGCGAGACUUUCCAUGCGCGAGCUGAGGGGGCGGCAGGCGGAUGCGUCCUUGGAGGCAAGGAUCAUCGAGCGGUCCUGGAUGGUGUCCCUGGCCCAGUGGGAGGCCCAGCUGGUCAAAGCUCGCGCCGUGGCAGCUGAUGCAGAGGUUCGGGAAUUGCGGAUUCUGCAACGGGAGGAUGCAGAGACGGCCAGAGCGCUCGAAGUAUCGCAGUCGUUGGCGCGCGUGAUCGACAGAGAGCAGAACCUGGUCGAUGACGCCCAAUCAUCCCUCGUUGUGGACCUGGCGAAGAUUGUCGCUGACGAGAACGCGAAGAGAGCCGAAGCCGCGGCCGUCGCUCGGCGACACUGGUGGGCCGAAGCCAGGGAGAGCCUCCUGGACUUGUUCCGUUCGGUGCACAGCAGCAAUUGGAACGACCAAGAGAGCGGCGGCGGCUGCGCCGACGUUGACGUCGGUAUCCAUGGUGGUGGUUCUGCCACCGAGAAGCCGGCCGCUACGUCAUCGGCAUCCCUGCAGCGUAUCCGGACUAGCCUGGACGAAUUGCUCCGCGCGGAAGAAAUUCUAAUAGAGAAAGCUGCGACAGACUUCCUCACUGCCGUCAACGCCGAUGAAUGCGGUGGAGGAGGAGGAGGUCCACUACACGUCGCGGCCGUGGAGAAUCAGCGGUACACCAAUGAGGUACUAGAGCGAUGCACGAAAACUUUCGAAGCCGCUAGCUUUGAUCCGCCGACCUCGACAGUCAGGCAACCCACGCCGGUGAAUCUAAAUCAGUGGUCAACGGAAGGAGGCAGCAGCAGCGGCCACCUUGGUGGGGCACAUAAUCCCGAAGAAGAACUAGCCUCUUUUCGGGGUAGACUUGAGACGGACGCGGUCCAGCUAGCGGUCGCGUCUUUUGAGGCGGAGGUUAGGCAGUGGGCGAUUGAUGCUGCAAUCCCAGAAACUGCAUCAGAGGCGGUGCUGCCGCCGUGUCUUGCGGGAGCACCAUCAACGAUGGUGGAAAUCGAGGGCAAAGGAUCGUCACCACCGUUUCCGUUGGAUGGCCGACCGCCAUCAAGCGACCUAACCAGGUCGCAGCUCGAUCUCGGACGGGUUGCGAGAGUCAAAGCCUUUGCGAGAACCAUGGAAGACAUGUUGUCCAGAACCCGAAAGGCUCUUCUCAAGGAAACGCUUCAGGCGGCGACGGCUACCGAGAACGACUACAAUCUCAAGGUCUCCUCGAUCAUAUCCCGCCACUCUGGGAAGAUCAGCCAUUUGAAGACCGAAUCGCGGGCGAAAGGCGACAAGGCCCUCGAGACCGCGCUCAACGAGGCCGAGACCCUUUCCGAGGAAAGGUCUUGGAGAUCGAAAACGGCAGCAGCGAUCCGACGGCGGGCGCUGGGACCGGUUGUGAGUUGGGUCGGCGCGGCAGUUGAUGCCGAGCUCCGGAGAUCAGAACGGCGUCGACGAAGGCGGCAGCAUCGCCAACAUCGAAUCAGAGCUUCUUUGGAAAACUUCGAGCGCAAUGCCUCUGAAGAGCAACAGGACUGGCUGCGUCACGUGAGAGGGCGGGGACAUGAAGCGACAGAGGUAGCGAGAACAGCGAUCUCCGACCACGUCGCGGAACUCAUCCUUCAUGAGCGGCAGCGCCAACAAGACCAAGAAGGGAGAUACGAGGCAUUGUCGAUGGCGGCUGAUACUGCGAAAGAUCUGAGCUCGCUGCAAGACUGUUCCAGUAGCGCUGGAGAAGGGACUAGUACCGACGACAAGGACAAGCCCGGCGAGCAGGGCAAAAUGGAACAGGGCGAACAAUUAAUGGCCUUGAACCAAAGUGCACUGGUCAUGAACACCGUUGCCGCUGCUGAGGGUGUCAACGGGGAUUAUGUCGACGACGACCACAGCGGUGGAAAUUUUCCACAACCGCAGUUCCAGGGUGCUAAACGUCAGCAUGUAGCCAACCAGGAUGGCGAUGGCGACGUGUUCGUCGAGCCUCCGUCACUCGAAGGUCUCCGAGUCGAAGCGAUGGCCGUUCUGGCGGCCGCAGAGGCUUCGUGCAUGUGUGAUAUCGACGCGUGGGUAGAGGAAGCCCGACGUCGGGAGCUGGAGAUGAUCUCGGCGUGGAUGGCGGAAGCCGCGUCCGGUGAUAUCGAAGAACGGGAAAUGACAGAAACUGAGCUCGAAACCUUAGAGUCGGCGUUUCGUGCCGCUAGGAAGGAUGCCGACGAAGCCGUCUCUUCAGCUUGUUGUGAGGCGUACUCGUUGCGGCCGUCGGGUGUUUCUGGCGCGGGUGCAGCACCCAGCGGAACGGAAAAGACGGCUGACCCGGAACCGUACGCAACCAUUGGUAGCACUGAAACCGCGGCACCUGGAUUUUUAGCCGAGGAGGAAGAGGAAUGCUCCGCCCUUUGGCCGAGCUUGGAACGGCCGCUGUCUACGCAAAAGCUCGCAUUGAAGACGAUAGCGGCGGGGUCAGGCGGGUUAUGCAGGGACGAGAAAGAGGGAGAAGAAGGGAAGGAGGCCAAGCUGGCCGCCUCCCGCAUCAUCACCGGCCUCGAGUGCGAACUGAGAGCCGUGGUCACCGAUUCUUUCUCGUCGACUGGGAAGGUGGAGGAGGUACGGUCAAUGAUUCGCGCGAGCAGCGACGAGCUCAGGGUGGCUUUCACCCUCAUAAGUGAGGAGACGCAAGCGAAGAGGAAGGUCAGAGACCUGGAGCUGGUGGAACGGGCGAGAACCGAACCUGAGGAAGCCCAGGAAGCGAAAGCACUGGCGUAUGGAGAACACAAUCAGAGUCCCCCUGCUACGGCGGCGGAAGGGAGGGUGACGGACGCUGAGAGAAAAAACGACGUCGUACCUGCCAUCUCGUGGGAAAUCGCGAGAGAGGAUUGUGGUGCGCCGGACGGCGGCAUCGGCACGGAAUGA